UUAAUCUGGUAUCUCUCUGAUCCAAAUGUACGAGAACAGAAACGCGUCACUCGCCUCGUGCAAUCUGCCAUUCGCGAACCGCGAACUGAACGCAGUCACGCAGAACCGUGAAGGCUAGAACGCCGGAUUCGUUUCAUCCACGAAGACCGAAGACGGAGAGAGGACGCAGUCACGAAGUCGGAACGCCGACCAAAGACCGCCAACCUCCCAGAUACCGACGCUGCGACGGCUGCGAGCCUGGUAGCCUGCGACGCUUCACGCCUCCCGAAGACCCGACCGGCGCACGGCCCUGCCUUUUCUCAGGCUGCGAUUCCGAAUUCCUAUUCUUUCCAGAAUCCGGCCCCCUCGCCCCCUUCCCUUCAGACAUCACUUCCUGUCUUCCUGAAUCCCGACUUCCAGAUAAUUGAAUGAAGCAAUCCAAGGAUCCUUUUGAAGCUGCUUUUGAGGAGCAAGAGGAAUCACCCCCUGAUUCCCCUACAGGAGCUGUGGAAAAUGAAGCCCAAAAUGAAGCCUCUCUUGCUCUCAAUGAUAAUGGAACAGAUGAUUUUGCUUCCAUUAAUCAUUCUGAAAACCCUUCAACCUCCUUUGCUGCAACAGCUCCCACCGCAGCUGCUAGCAAACCCAAAGAAGAUGAUGAAGAAGAAGAGGAAGAGCACAUGGACAUGCAGCUAGGAAAGUUAUCAUCUACUAGCGACCCAGAUAAAAUGGCCAAGAUGCAAAGCAUUUUGUCACAGUUUACUGAAGAACAAAUGAGUAGGUAUGAAUCUUUUCGAAGAUCAGGGUUUCAGAAGGCUAACAUGAAGCGGCUACUAGUAAGUAUUACAGGAAGUCAGAAAAUUUCUAUACCGAUGACUAUUGUGAUGUCUAGUAUUGCAAAAAUGUUUGUUGGCGAGCUCAUAGAAACAGGUAUGAGAAGUAGUGUUCGGAUUUGAUUUCUUCAAUGGUCAAGAAAAGACCACAAAGUAGUUUUUUAAACAAUGACAAACACUACUUAUAACAUUUCAUUGUUUGCUAGCUGCAUUCUCGUAUAUCUUAAUAUAAUGGAUAAUAAUGCCUUGGCUAUUGGGAUGUAUGCAGCUAGAGUGGUGAUGUCCGAGAGGAAUGAUGCUGGACCAAUUAGACCAUGUCACAUUAGAGAAGCAUACAGAAGACUAAAACUUGAGGGGAAGGUUCCAAAAAGAUCAGUCCCACGACUUUUCCGUUAGAGAACAAAUAACAAUCCCAGUUCUUUUGAAUGUCUUUGUAUUCAAGUUUUCUUAGUGUUUUCGAUAGAAGUUUUUUAUAGCUGAACUCGGAGAAGGUUUUCCUUCUGUAUAACAUUGUGCAGUGUUAUACCGAUCCUUAUUUUAUACACACAUCAACUGAUAGCCAUACCAUUUCAAAAACUAACGGAGCCUUUCUGAGAUCCCGUUGUAGCCUGUAGGAAUGAAGACACUCAAGAGUCAAGAAUGGACCGGUCUUCCAUCUUUAAUUCAGCAUAUUAGAAAAGUAGCCAGAGUAUUGAAAAUGAAGGAGAAGGAUUUCAUUACUUCCGUAAUACCAGCACAUCAGUAUUUAUAGAGCAGUAGCUCUUAACAGACUUGUAAUAGAAAGUAAACAGCUCAAACUAACUUUAACUGCUAAACUGAAUACCAAGCUAUUACAUUAGUCAUGAAUAUAGUAUUCCUAACAUUCCCCCUUCAAAUUUAGGGUAAUUUAGGGUGAUUGAUUUGGAAGAUCAAUCACACUAAGUUUGGUCUUGAAAUCAAGGAAGGAUGAGGCAGGUAAUGGCUUUGUAAGAACAUCAACAAUUUGAUAGGGAGCUGGGAUAUGGAAUGCAUCAAGCUGUUUUGACCGGACUUGUUCCCUAACAAAAAAGAGGUCAAUUUCCAUGUGUUUUAUGCGAGAAUGAUGUACUGGAUUGUGUGCAAGUUCUACUGUACUAAGAUUGUCACAGUAAACUCUAGGAGUGGUAAAAGGAACAUGAAGUUCCUUAAGCAAAGAUUGAACCCAUAGAAGUUCAGCAACUGUAUCAGCUAAGCUCCUGUACUCAGCUUCUGCUGAAGAUCUUGCUACUCUCAACUGCUUCUUAGACCACCGGGAGAUGAUAUUUUGGCCAAGAAAAAUGCAGGAUCCAAAAGUAGACCUUCUAUCAACAUGAUGAGAUGCCCAGUCAGCAUCACAAAAAGCUGAGAUUGGCAGAGAUAUGGAGGCUAGAGACUUUAAGAAUUGAGUAAUCUGGAAUGGUUCCAUAGAGCUGGAAGUAGGGACUGGAAUUAGCAAUGGAAGUGGAUGGGGUUCUAUUUAUAAGAUGAACUGAGGUUGAGAAGGCAGCAUCCCAGAAUUUGAAAGGUAAUGAAGAAUGGGCUAAAAUGGAUAGGCCUUUUUCCACAACAGUCCUGUGUUUCCUUUCCACAACACCAUUUUGGUGAUGUGUGUGUGGACAGAUUAGCCUAUGUGUGAUCCCAUUUUCAGUAAGAAAAUUGGUGAAAGAUCUAAACCCCCCUCCCUAGUCAGACUGAACAGAUUUUAUAGAUGUGGAAAAUUGAGUUUGAACAUAUUUAUAGAAGUUUUGAAAGGCUGUGUGAGAGCAUCAUAUUUCUAUUUCUGAAAAUAUAU
Cuscuta epithymum is the source of this 2598-nucleotide messenger RNA. Lineage: Eukaryota; Viridiplantae; Streptophyta; Magnoliopsida; Solanales; Convolvulaceae. The record is from the annotation of a GenBank genome assembly.